This is a messenger RNA of Aspergillus puulaauensis, 870 nucleotides long. Its product is annotated as PP1-complex regulatory subunit GLC8. The record is from RefSeq and is a predicted model, not a curated record. Bases 1 to 870 code for a protein of 289 amino acids. Gene Ontology annotation, biological process: regulation of signal transduction. Gene Ontology annotation, molecular function: protein phosphatase inhibitor activity. Lineage: Eukaryota; Fungi; Ascomycota; Eurotiomycetes; Eurotiales; Aspergillaceae. The transcript is spliced from 3 exons.
AUGGCGCAGAACACCGAAAUUCCAAAGAGACCCAAGGGUAUUCUAAAGAACUCUAGUUCUCAAAACCGCCUCCAUGUUUCGCACGACGACGUUCACGUCCACGUCCAUCAUAGCCCAUCCCCACCUGCCGACACCAAGGAACUCACCUUGCAAAAUACGCUCCAAAAUGCCGGUCGUCGCCCGUCUGCCUCUUCCCGGCGCACGUCUCUCGCCAGCUCCCACGGUCACCAUGACGACGCCUCACCCCGCCUUAAGUGGGAUGAGGCCAACCUGUACCUGGCGGAACAGGAAAAAACGGCGAAGAUGAAAAUUGACGAGCCCAAGACCCCGUAUGCGCCGCACUAUGACCCCGCCGAGGACGAGGAGGAGAUGAGACUUGCAGAGGCGCAGGAGAGCCUGAUCAAUGCGCAGGGCGUUGUCGUGGACGAGCUAGAUAAGGAUAAGAAGCCGCCGUCGUCUUCCUCUACUUCCAAGAAGUUCUCUGAGGAUGACAUUCCCGAGCUAGAACUGGGCGAUCCCGAAGAGGAGCUCACGCAUGGGACACAUCUUGAUGCUGACGAUCGGAUUACACGUGCGCGCAGUUUGAGCAAUGAGUCCCAUCGCAGCGAUAAGCAUGUCGUCGUUGGCGCGAACGAUUCCGGCGAGACGAAUGGUGAUGAGCUCUUGACACCUGAGCAGGCGAAGGAGAAACAUGCGCAGUUCGAAAAGCAGCGGAGGAAGCAUUAUGAAAUGCGGAAUAUCAAGGAACUCCUGGCACACCCCGAGGAGUUGGAUGAAAUGGACGAAGACGAAGACGAUGAAGACACCAACUCUGGCGUUCCACCUCCCAUGCCGCAAAUUCCGCAGCAGUUUGUGAAUGGCGGCAAGUGA